This is a messenger RNA of Pristis pectinata (smalltooth sawfish), 4198 nucleotides long. Its product is annotated as broad substrate specificity ATP-binding cassette transporter ABCG2-like. The record is from RefSeq and is a predicted model, not a curated record. Gene Ontology annotation, molecular function: ATP hydrolysis activity; ABC-type transporter activity; ATP binding. The transcript is spliced from 17 exons. Gene Ontology annotation, cellular component: plasma membrane. Bases 480 to 2471 code for a protein of 663 amino acids. NCBI's taxonomy places the organism in Eukaryota, Metazoa, Chordata, Chondrichthyes, Rhinopristiformes, Pristidae.
GGAGAGGGGGGGGGGGGGUAUUCAUCCCUCUCCCUGUCUCUGAGGCAUUAAUGCAUCGGUGGGGGGAUUAAUGCCACACUGGGAGAGAUUCAGGCCAUACUGGGGGAGGGGGAUUAAUGCAACACUGGGGUAUAUUUUAAUGCAACACGGGGAGGAGAGAGAAUUCUGCUGAUGCUGGAAUCCGGAGCAACACACGAAAAGUGCUGGAGGAACUCAGCAUCCAUGGAGGGAAAUAAACAGUCGACGUUUCCGCCCGGGACCCUUCCGGAAAGAAUGCAACGCUGGGGUAUAGUAAUGCAUCGCUGGGGGCGAGGAGGGAGACUAAUGCAUCGCUGGGGUCAGUCUCUCCUUCCUGAGUUGCACUGCGUUUUCUGCGGACAGGACAUUUGUUUUUGAUGAUCCUGCAUUUAGCACAGAGGACCAUCUUUCAGAGUCACGAUAUUUGUCACGCCUUUUCUGUGUGAUGGUAAUGUGCUAACAUGGAGAAUACCGACCAUACCAGCGAUGUGCGGCUGAAUAACGUAUCUUCCGUCGUGGAACAGAGGCACUCUGACUUGUACAAUCACGAAAUAUUCAAUGGAUCGACAGUCACUUUCAACAAUAUCUGCUACCAAGUGAAAAUCAAACAGGGCUUGCUAUGGAAACGGAAGACUAUUGUGAAGGACAUCCUCUGUAAUGUCAAUGGUGUCAUGAGACCUGGUAUGAACGCUAUUAUGGGCCCAACUGGCAGUGGCAAGUCAUCUUUACUGGAUAUUUUGGCUGCCAGGAAAGAUCCUACGGGUUUAAAAGGACAAGUGUUGGUCGAUGGUGCCCCACAACCUGCUAACUUUAAAUGUACCUCCGGGUAUGUUGUGCAGGAUGAUGUGGUGAUGGGCACACUGACGGUGAGAGAGAAUUUUCAAUUUUCUGCUGCUCUGCGUUUACCAAAGAGUAUCGGCAGUAAGGAAAAGAAUGAAAGGAUUAACCAGGUCAUUAAAGAGUUGGGACUGACCAAAGUAGCAGAUUCCAAGGUUGGAACUCCAUUUAUUCGGGGAGUGUCUGGUGGAGAAAGAAAAAGAACAAACAUUGGAAUGGAGCUGAUUAUUGAUCCGUCCGUCUUGUUUUUGGAUGAACCUACUACAGGCUUGGACGCCAGCACAGCACUUGCUGUGCUGCUGCUGCUACAAAGGAUGUCAAGAAAAGGUAGAACAAUUAUCUUCUCAAUUCAUCAGCCCAGGUAUUCGAUCUUUAAGCUGUUUGGCAGUUUAACACUCCUAGCCAACGGCAGGGUGGUUUUCCAUGGCCCAUCCAGAGAGGCACUGAACUAUUUCUCUUCAAUCGGUUAUACCUGUGAGGCGUUUAACAACCCUGCUGAUUUUUUUCUGGACAUCAUCAAUGGAGACUCCACUGCCGUGAACUCACAAAAACCUAUGGAAAUUGAUCUGGAAAAGGCUCUUGAUGAAUCUGACUUAAAGAAGGAAAUGACCAUAGCUGAGAACCUGGCAGAAGAAUUCUCCAAAUCCAGCUACUACGAGGAGAUGAUGUCUGAAUUAAAAAUGAUUGUUCGGGAAGAUGUUGGAGAUUCUGCUUUGGUUUCUAGAAAGAUCACCUAUGCAACUUCAUUCUUUCACCAACUGAAGUGGGUGACUAAACGAUCAUACAAAAACCUCCUCAGGAAUCCCCAGGCCUCAAUUGCUCAGGUGAUGGUUUCAGUUAUGCUUGGAUUGAUUGUUGGAGCCUUAUUCUUUGGAGUGGAAAAUAACAUGGCUGGAAUUCAAAACAGAGUAGGUGCAAUGUUCUUCCUGACCACUAACCAGUGUUUUACCAGCAUCUCUGUAAUUGAAUUAUUUGUCAUAGAAAAGAAGAUUUUCAUCCAUGAGUAUAUCAGUGGAUACUACAUGAUAAUAUCCUACUUCCUUGCAAAGUUAUUUGUUGAUCUGAUACCCAUGAGGGCAAUACCAUCCAUGAUAUUUACAAUCGUAAUCUACUUCAUGAUAGGCUUGAAGUUGGAUGCUGGUGCCUUUUUCAUCACUAUGCUGACAUUAAUCCAGGUGUCCAUCACAGCCACAUCAAUGGGAUUGGCUGUUGCAACUGGACAGAAUAUCAUUGGUGUUGCAAAUCUCAUUAUUAGUAUACUAUUUGUUAUCAUGAUCCUAUUCUCUGGCCUCCUAGUAAACCUGCCAAGUGUUAUAAAUUGGCUGGCUUGGCUGCAGUAUUUAAGUAUCCCUCGUUAUGGCCUCACAGCCCUGGAGGUGAAUGAAUUUGUUGGUCUGACCUUCUGUAAUAAUUCUGAAUUGGUAUCUGCUCCAAAUGCAAACAUUGGAGGUGCAAUUCCUGAUGUAAUAUGUACUGGAGAGCAAUAUCUUGAGAGACAAGGAAUUGAAGCAAGUGAAUGGGGCUUGUGGCAGAACCACCUGGCAAUGGCAUCGAUGAUGAUAAUUUUAUUUACGAUUUCUUACUUAAAACUCCGAUUUAUGAAGAAAUUUUCAUAAGGUCAUUGUACAAGUAGGUGAUGCUAAAUUCCACAGCGUUUUGACUGAUAUCUUGGACACUUUCUAAAUUGUUUUGGAUGGUGUCACUGAUUACAUAUUUUUAAAAUUUUGGUGAAUGAUUUGUCACUCUCCAUGUUAACUAAGAAAAUUGCAUUUAACAGUCUGCGUGGAUUUGUGCUCAUCACCAACUUUGCCACUCAAAUGCUUUAUGCUACCUCAAUCAGGAAUAAAGAAAUGUUUGUUAGUCAUGCAAAAGAACUUGUCUUUAUUGUAAAUUAGGCUAUACUGUUGGACAUAUUCCCAGAGUUUCUACCAAAUGAUGUCCAAUAUACAAUCCAUACUAACGUUUGUCACCUGACACAUCCAUUCCUGUGAUGCAUUUUCUCCACUCAGCCAAUCAGAAGUCAGUCACAUGAAAACAGAAAAUUCUGGAACCACGUAGUGGUCACACAACAUCUGUGGAGAGAGAGAAACUGAGUUAAUGUUUCAGGUCAAUGUCUUUUCAUCAGAAUGAGCCUGAACUCCUGACUGUUUCCAGCAAUUUCAGCUUUUGUUUUCGAUUUCCUACAGUUUUUUUUUGCGUUUCAUUAUUAAUGCACAUAGAAACAGAAGUAGACCAUAUGACCCAAUGAGUCUAUUGUGCCAUGCAAGACCUUGGCUGAUCUUCUACUAUGUCCACAUUCCUGCCUGAUCUCCAUAUCUUUUGAUCCCCUAAAUGUCUAACAAUCUAUUGAUUUCUGUAUUUUCAAUAGUUAAGCAGCCAUCAGCUUUCUGUAGUUGAGAAUUCCAAAGAUUUACAGUCUUCUGAGGAAAAAAAUUUUCUUCUACGUUACCUACUUCUAGGGUCUUUAGCUAAUUUCUCAGCAUAUAUCCCGUCAGUCCCACCCUGUAUCUUUAAUUUUUCGGUAAGAUCGCCUCUGAUUCUUCUGAACUCCAGAGUAUAUGCCCAUUUUUCUCUAUCUCUACUUAUAGAGUAAUUCCCUCAAUCCAGAUCUCAAUCUAGCGAAACCUGUGCACACCAUCCACAGUAGGUAUAUUCAUUCUUCCUCAGGUAUGCAACGAUUCUCAGACCUGUAAUAUAAUGCCACCUGGAGAGCUCAGUGCUUUUCUCUCAAAUGUUGUCGUCUAGUUGUGAUGCAGAGCUAUGUGAGCAAAAAUGUGGUUUUCCUUUUUAUGUAAUUCUGAAAUUUAAAAUAUUGUAUCUGAAAACUGAAAGUGCCCUUGUGAAAAGGACAAAAAUUAUGUUUAAUAUCGUAAUGUUUUGUAAGACUUUGAAAUGGUACAGUACAUUGCUAAUUAUUUUAAUAAGAUGGUGUAGCGGUUGCUACCGCGGAAUAAAACAAGACUCUACUCGGAGGAUUGCCAAACAGAACUGGUUUAUUUUCCCGCCUUGUGCGGGCCCUUUAAGGGAGAAAAACUCCCGCCCAAAAAAACCGGCAAUGACGCAAGUCCUACGUCAUCAGGACUUUCCCGCGCACGGGUUCUCCCCGUCGCUCGGAAAGACGAGGCCCGCCGCCAUCUUGGGCCUCGUCGCUCCGACGCCGCGCGACCCGACUGCCGAGCCGGUUCGCCCGACUAGACGGUGAGUCGCCACAAUGGUUUAAUUUGAAUGAGAAUUGCCACGUUGAAUGGGUGCUUGCGGUUUAAAAAUUAAACAGACUUUCAGUGCUUUCAUUAAUUUACAAUUGUGCACACCUGGAGUGCAAAAUAAAAUGGCUUUGAUAUUC